Messenger RNA from Marasmius oreades (fairy-ring Marasmius), 483 nucleotides. RefSeq lists its product as uncharacterized. Gene Ontology annotation, cellular component: mitochondrion. The coding region runs from base 1 to 483 and encodes 160 amino acids. The transcript has 3 exons. The record is from RefSeq and is a predicted model, not a curated record. NCBI's taxonomy places the organism in Eukaryota, Fungi, Basidiomycota, Agaricomycetes, Agaricales, Marasmiaceae.
AUGUUGAGUAAAGCAGUCAGAACAACGCUUCUGGCUCGGCCUAGAACAACGCCCUCACUCUCUGCAACCGGUCAUCGCCAUGGAUCUUCCAGUACCCACCACGACGAACAUCGUGGCGAGCACGAUAACACAGUGUACCCCAAAGAAGGAUUUUUUUCACCCGCUUGGAGGAAUGGAGUCCUUGUGUCCGUGCUCGCGCUCGCUGCAUGGCAAUACGCGCCAGAACCCAAUGACGAAGCCUAUCUCACACGGUGGAUAAUGAUGUACAAAACACCGAAAGAGAAGUGGCUAGAGAUGAAUGCAACCCACGCCGCGCAGUCAAGGGUGGUUGCGGAGCAAACGAAGUUGUUUGACUUGGGUGUUGCGCCCCCGGUACAUCGCCUUCGAUUCCCUCAAAUAAUUGACCAGGGAUCUCCAUUUUGCAAUGGUAUUGGAAUGAAUGUGGACAUGAGCAACGUGAAGGUGAAAAAGGAGGGAAAGUAG